AUGUCUUCCUACCAGAAGGGCGAGAAGGACCAGGGCGGUGAUGCCCCCAAGUCCCACAAGAUCCGCAUCACCCUCUCCUCCCGCAAGGUGCAGACCCUCGAGAAGGUCUCGCAGGAGAUCCUCGACCGCGCCAAGAGCAAGGACCUCCGCUUCAAGGGCCCCGUCCGCCUGCCCACCAAGACCCUCAAGGUCACCACCCGCAAGACCCCCUGCGGUGAGGGCUCCAAGACCUGGGACUGCUUCGAGAUGCGCAUCCACAAGCGCCUCAUCGACUUGACCGCCCCCACCGAGGUCGUCAAGCAGAUCAUUGUCAACAUUGACGCUGGUGUCGAGGUUGAGGUCACCAUUGCUGCUUAA
Messenger RNA from Emericellopsis cladophorae, 357 nucleotides. Its product is annotated as small subunit ribosomal protein S20e. Gene Ontology annotation, cellular component: cytosolic small ribosomal subunit; ribosome. Gene Ontology annotation, biological process: translation. Bases 1 to 357 code for a protein of 118 amino acids. The record is from RefSeq and is a predicted model, not a curated record. Gene Ontology annotation, molecular function: structural constituent of ribosome; RNA binding. NCBI's taxonomy places the organism in Eukaryota, Fungi, Ascomycota, Sordariomycetes, Hypocreales, Bionectriaceae. The transcript has 2 exons.